Messenger RNA from Protopolystoma xenopodis, 303 nucleotides. Lineage: Eukaryota; Metazoa; Platyhelminthes; Monogenea; Polystomatidea; Polystomatidae. The record is from the annotation of a GenBank genome assembly.
AUGCUUAUGACCAAGCGAGUAGCCCAAGCUGCUUCGGUACCAGAAUUCGAACAGAUCUCUCUGGGAGCUGAACUUGAUUAUUUGCUACAGCGACACUCCAAGGAGCGUCGUGAGGCCGACCUCAUAGGAUGCAGUCGCCAAAGAUGUUCAGCGUCAUCAAAGCCUAUCCAUCCAUUCAAACAGACUGGCCCAACUGCGAGGACUGUAAUGUGCAUUUCACUAGAUGGUCAACAAAGCGGCCACACUACUCAUUCUUCACCAUCUACACACUUGACUCAGGUAGGACUAGAGGCAAUAAAAUAA